AUGAGUGAUUUCAUGAGAAUUGAUUUAUCCAAUUUUGAUAACAGAAAAGAAGAAAUUGCACAAGAUCUGAUGAAGGCUGCUUCUGAGCAUGGUUUCUUUUAUGUGGUUAAUCAUGAUAUUUCAGUACAAGAUAUCACUACCAUGUUUGAAUCUAGUCAUUCCUUUUUCGAAUUGCCUGAUAAGAUCAAAGAAAACUACCCUAUGGAUUACCCAAGAAAUGCUGGAUGGGAAAAACUCUCACAGAUUCGCCCAUCCACUGGUGUAGCCGACUUGAAAGAAUCUUUGCAAUUGUCAUUCCACAAUGCAUCCGAUUUAAGACCUACUGAAGAGCAUGUUCCUGGAUUUGAUAAGGCGGCAGAUCUCUUUAUGGAACAAUGCAACAACGUAUCUCAACAAUUAUUGAUUUGCUUUGCUAUUGGGCUUGGCUUCCCUCAAGACUUUUUCACAAGAUGCCAUGAUAUCACUCAACCUGAUUGUCUCAAUUCAUUGCGUUGCAUGCGUUACUUUGAACACAAGAACCAAAAGCAACAAACAAAGUCAUCCAACAUUGGUGCUUGUCGUGUUGGUGCUCAUACUGAUAUCAAUACGUUCUCAUUGUUAUUUCAGCAGCCUGGUCAAGAUGGUCUUGAAGUCUUUCAUGACAAUGUCUGGACACCCAUUUCUCCUAGACAGGGUGAAAUCGUUUGCAAUGUUGGUGACAUGAUCGUUCGCUGGUCUGACGAUCGUCUCCAGAGUAAAUUGCAUCGUGUCAGAAACCCCAACAGCGAGCAAGAAUAUCAGGGCCCUCGCUAUGCGCUAGAGUACAUCAAUGAAGCCAACAGAUCUGUCAUUAUCCAAGGUCGUACCAAGUACACUCAACCCAUCACAGCUGGCGAAUUCUUGAUGAUGGCCAUGGAGAAGAAUUACAAGAAGGCUCUCUUGGAUCAAAACAUCACCAUUGCUGGCCCUAUUACAUCUGUGCCCUUGGUCCAAACCUUGAAUGCCAGUGCUGCUCCAAACGCUACCACUGCAUCCCCAGCAUCCACAACCUCCAGCACUUCAGAAGAAAAGGCUCCCAUGACACCGCCUGUGCUCGUUACAGUCUAA
Mucor velutinosus is the source of this 1086-nucleotide messenger RNA. RefSeq names its product deubiquitinating enzyme (gene UBP6). The transcript has 3 exons. The record is from RefSeq and is a predicted model, not a curated record. Bases 1 to 1086 code for a protein of 361 amino acids. NCBI's taxonomy places the organism in Eukaryota, Fungi, Mucoromycota, Mucoromycetes, Mucorales, Mucoraceae. Gene Ontology annotation, molecular function: 2-oxoglutarate-dependent dioxygenase activity.